Molecule: messenger RNA, 2304 nt
Organism: Plasmodium gallinaceum
Lineage: Eukaryota; Apicomplexa; Aconoidasida; Haemosporida; Plasmodiidae
Product: GTP-binding translation elongation factor tu family protein, putative
Exons: 1
Coding region: 1-2304 (767 amino acids)
Cellular component (GO): ribonucleoprotein complex; cytosol
Molecular function (GO): GTP binding; GTPase activity
Source: RefSeq, a predicted model, not a curated record
AUGAAAGUUUUGAAUUGCUUAAAUAAAAGGAUAAGUAAUAAACAUAUUUAUACUAAUGUAAUACUUACAAAAAAUAAAAUAAAUAUUUUCUAUAAUUUCAGUACUAUUAUUAAAAAUAAUACUAAUACUAAUGAAAAUGGUAGUGUAAUAAAUGAAAGAGAAUACUGUGCACAUUCAUUGUACAAUAGUAGUCUAUAUAAUGACUCAGGUGUAAAUAAAAACAAUUGUUUUAGAAAUAAUUACAGAAAAAAUUUGUUAAUAUUUAAUAAAUUCUUUUCUACAAAUAAAAAAUUAAAUAUCAUAAAUCCCAAGAAAAUAAGAAAUGUUGCAAUAAUUGCUCAUGUUGAUCAUGGUAAAACAACUCUUGUAGACAAAUUAUUAAAACAGGGAGGAGAAAUAGCAAAUAAUGAAAGAGUGAUGGAUCAUAAUGAUUUAGAAAAGGAAAGAGGUAUUACAAUUAUGUCAAAAGUUACAAGGAUCAAAUAUGAUGAUUACUUUUUUAAUAUUGUUGAUACUCCUGGUCAUUCAGAUUUUGGUGGAGAGGUAGAAAGAGUAUUGAGCUUAAUUGAUGGUGUAUGCUUAAUUAUAGAUGUUGUAGAAGGUCCUAAAAAUCAAACAAAGUUUGUAUUAAAAAAAUCUCUUUUAAAUCCAAAAUGUAAAAUUAUUGUUAUUAUGAACAAAUUUGAUAAACCAAGUAAUAUCAAAAAAAAAGAAGAAAUUGAAAAUGAAAUAUUUGAUUUAUUUGCUGAUUUAAAUGCACCUGAUGAAUUAAUGAAUUAUCCAAUUUUAUAUGCAUCAGCUAAAAAUGGUUGGUGUACGGAUAACUAUGAUGAUGCAAAACUAAAUAAAUGUGAAAAAAAUGAUGUUUUAGUUAUAUUUAAGAAAAUUAUAGAAUAUUUCGAUUCUCCUAUUUCCUCAUCUAAUAUUAACAUUUGCAAUGUAGAUAACAAUAAAGGAAAUGUAAAUAUAUCUAGAAAUGACACAUGUAAUGAAAGUAAUAACAGUGUAAUUAGUAAUACGGAUAACAAUAAUGAUAAUGUAAAACUUAUGGAUGACAAAGAUAUAGAAAACAAAAUUAUAAAUGAACCUUUCAGUAUGUUAAUUAGUCUAAUAGAUCAUCAGGAGGGAGUAGGAGUUACAGUCACUGGAAAAAUAUAUAGUGGUGUUAUAAAAAAGGGAGACAGUAUUAUUGUGAAAAAUGAAGAAAAUAAAUUAAGAGGAAAUUGUAUAAUAAAAAACAUAUUUUAUAUGAAAGGUAGAAAAAUAGAAAACACUAAUGUAGCUAGUGCUGGGGAUAUUGUAAAUUUAUCUUUUUCUAAAGGAAUAAUUCCAUCAGUUAAUGACACUUUAGUAUCUGAUGAAAAAGUUCAAAGUUUAAAAGCUAGACCAAUUGAUCCCCCUGUUUUAUGUUUAAAAAUAUCACAAAAUACAAGCCCAUUAACAGGAAAAGAUGGUAAACAUAUAACUUUGUCAUCUAUAGGAAAUAGACUAAAAAAAGAAGCUGCUAUUAAUGUUGCUAUAGAAAUUAAUGAAUCUGAAAAGAAAGACAGUUAUGAAGUAAAAGGGAGAGGAGAAUUACAAUUAGGUAUACUAAUUGAAAAAUUAAGAAGAGAAGGAUAUGAAAUGACUAUAUCUUCACCAAAUGUUAUAUAUAAAAAAGAUGAAAAUGGAAACUUAUUAGAACCUAUUGAGGAAUUUCAUAUAACUAUACCAUCUUCUAUGAGUUCAAAUGUUAUUGAAAAAUUAAAUACAAGAAAAGCUGAAAUUUUAGAUAUAGUAAAUGAUAAUGAUAAUACCUUUAUUAAAUGUGUAUGUCCAUCAAGAAAUUUUUUUGGUAUGAGAUCUUAUUUGCGUGAUAUUAGUAAAGGUACAUCAAUUAUUAAUUCUGAGUUAAAAGAAUAUAAAAAAAAACAAGCUUCUUAUAAAAGUGAUAGAAAUGGUGUUAUUAUAUCUUCAUCAAAUGGAAUCACAACUUCUUUCUCAUUAGAUCCUAUUCAAUUAAAAGGAAAUUUAUUUGUAAAUGAAAACUUUCCAACCUAUGAAGGAAUGAUAAUUGGUGAACAUUUUUUGAAUAAUGACAUUGAGAUGAAUGCUGUUAAAGUAAAACCAGUACAACAUUUAAGAAAUAAAGGACAUGAAGAAACUAUUAGAAUAAACUACAGAAAUGUAAGUAUUGAAUACGCUCUCUCAUUUAUUCAAGACGAUGAAGAAAUUGAGGUUACACCGAAAAGGAUAGUUAUGAGAAAGAAAAUUUUAAAUACUGAAUUAAGAAAAACAGCAAAUAGAAAAUCUAAAAAUUUUUAA